AAUAUAAAACUAGGAGCCAGCAACCAAUUGGGGUAGUGAGUCCCGGGUUUGGCGAGGAUUAAACGUGUCGCUCAUUCGUUCCCUUUCUAUACAACGUUCGUUUUGUUUAGUUGUCUGCGUACGAUCCACCCAUCAAACGUCUUGUCCAAGUUUAAAUCGCAAAUUGUUUUUGCGUCUGCCUAUAAAAGCUCCGUUUCUUUAUUGGCUUAUUCUGGAAUUUCCACUUUUUCUCGCAUCGCUUUGUCGGUCAUGGACACCCACUCACAAUUUCGGCCAGUUGCCACGCUGCAUCAGCAUCAGUUUUCAGAUAAAAGAAUGAGUACCAAUCAACAAGACUGCAAUGGCAAUUUGGUGCAAACUGAAAAGAAGCCCUUUGUCGACCCAAAGUGUGACCCGACAAAAAAGGCUGAAAUCUCGAUUAAACAGUUAAGGAUCGCCAUCAAGGACUGCAAAUUGCCUAGCUCUCACGAUGAGUACCUUCGGAAAUGGCUGCUAGUGAAUGGAUUCGAUGUGGCUCGCGCUGAGAAAAUGCUCCGGCAGUCAUUGGAAUGGAGGCGAGUAAAUGAAGUGGAUACCAUAUUUGAGAGAUAUACACCUAGCCAAGUCUUUAUGAAAUAUUUCGCCAUUGGACAAAUUGGGAUCGACAAAUUUGGCUGCCCUGUCUUUGUUCAAUGUUGUGGGAGAACAGACUCAAAAGGAUUUUCAUUGAGUUCCACAAAAAAAGAAUUUUACAAUUAUUGCAUUUGGAUGUUGGAAUCCUACGUCAAAGCAACUAAAGUGGAGACAGAGAAAACAGGGAAACUAGUAACUCAAACAUCAUACAUCUUCGACUACGAAGGGUUCUCAAUGAGGGAAAUUGCCAACAAAUCAAACUUGGAUAUGGCCUUAAAUGUUACUAGGUUCCUAUUCCUUCACUAUCCUGACAGCUCUCGACGAUUAUUCAUCAUAAACGCUCCUUCCUUUUUCCCGUUAAUCAUGAGGUUGAUCAAACCUUUCUUACACGAAUGUGACGGCCCCAAAAUCAAAGUUUUCGGCUCCGACAAGAAGGAAUGGACUUCCGCUUUGCUGGAAGAAAUUGAAGCCGAUCAACUUCCCGCCUUUUAUGGCGGUACCAUGACCGAUCCCGAUGGCGAUCCCAAAUGCCCCAGCAAGUUAAACAUGGGAGGUAAAAUUCCUUCUUCGUACUACCUGAGCAAUAACCCACCGGUUGCUAAGGACUACAUGGAAACUAUGAGCAUCGGCGCUGGGGGAAGGAAAAAAUUGAAAUAUGACGUCGACGUCGUUCGUUCUAACUUAAAAUGGGAAUUUAUGACGGAGGGAGGCGACAUCAAAUUCGGACUCUCCAUUAAACAUGCCAAAAUCACUAACGAUUUGGUUGCGCUCUCACAUGUUGACAGCCACUUGAUAAUGGAGGAAGGUGAAAUCGUUUGUGAACAACCCGGCAAAUAUGUCUUCGAGUUUGACAACACCUUCAGCUACUUGCGGUCGAAAAAACUUCGCUACCAUAUCCUUAUAGAAGCGCCCUCAUCGUCAAACGUCAUCGAAUUAUAGAAGAUCACACAAUUACACAGAGUUUAUA
Daphnia pulicaria is the source of this 1579-nucleotide messenger RNA. Its product is annotated as SEC14-like protein 2. The transcript has 14 exons. Bases 250 to 1551 code for a protein of 433 amino acids. The record is from RefSeq and is a predicted model, not a curated record. NCBI's taxonomy places the organism in Eukaryota, Metazoa, Arthropoda, Branchiopoda, Diplostraca, Daphniidae. Gene Ontology annotation, cellular component: cytoplasm.